UGUACGAAUUGUUCCGGAAUGCAUCCCCGCUUACUAUGUAAUUCCCAAAAUAAUUCUUUUACAGAAAACAGACAGUUCCAGCCGAGAGUACCGUAUAACUCAACCAAUUAUUCUCAUGGUAGCUAUCAACGACCAAUGCCUUUAUUUUCAAAUUACCAACCAGUUAAUCAGCCCGUAUAUGGAAAUUACACCCCUAUGGCAAACAAUAUUAAUGAACCCGUAAAUCAAACCGUUCCGACCGUAAACCCGGAAAAUAACCCUGUCAAUCCAGUAAAUCCACCCCAAACAAAUGUGUCCUCUGUUUCAGCACCCCGUGGCUCUAUCUUAUUAAAAUGUGUUAGAGCUCACAUAUUUAACCCGAAAAAUCCCUCGUUCUUUUCCCAAGUAAUUGUGCUUUUGGACGAUGCGAGCACAAACACGUACAUUCAUUUUGCUAAAGCUAAAGAGUUGCAAUUACCGUUAACCCCCACUUCGAUGAAUUUAGGAGUUUUUAACAAUCCCUACUCUAUUAAAACAAGUUCGUUUCUGACCGAAUUUGGAAUACGUUUGGCCGAUGGCCGUUCUCUUACAUUAAAAGCUAAUACACUCGAUCACUUGACUCAGCCUACCCGUUACGUUCCCUUCUCCCCUUCAUUACUUUCUUAUUCGAAUGAAUUGAUUUUCCAACCCGAAACUGUUGUUCCUGUUGUGUUAUUGGGUUCAGAUUUUUACUACGAUAUCGAACCGACCCCAAUUAUGAAAUUGCCCUCCGGUUAUACUCUCGUUCAUACCUUGUUGGGCAUAAUCGUGGCCGGAAAACCUUAUGAUUUUGCUCCAAAUAAUUUUAUUCGGCAUACUAAUUGUAUUACCCAAGAAACUACAGUACCCCCAUCUGAUUUCUUUACCCUUGAAGGAAUAGGAAUUAAUGAUGAACCGACUCCCGUAAAUUCCCAAAACGAUACGGUAUAUGAAGAAACGAUUAAAAAUAUUAAUUAUGUAAAUGGACGAUAUGAAGUGAAAUUACCCUUUAAAUCUGAUCCAUCCAGUAUACCCCUCCCUUCGAAUUUUGGACUUUGUUUUGGAAGAUUACGCUCAGUAUACAAUUCCCUUCAAAAAACCCCAGAAUUAUUAAACAAAUAUAAUGACAUUAUCUCUGAGCAAUCUCGCUUGGGCAUUAUUGAAAGCCCUCCAAACCCCAACUCUUACUCAUAUCCCCUUCAUUAUUUGGCACACCACCCCGUUGUCCAGCCAGAAAAGGGAAAGGUCAGAAUUGUUUAUGAUGGAUCAGCCCACACUGGAAAAACCCUCUCUUUGAAUGACUGUUUACAUCCCGGCCCCUCAAUCGUUCCUGAGCUAGUUGGCCUACUUUUCCGCUUUCGUAUACCCAAAAUCGCUGUAAUAUGCGAUAUAGAGAAAGCUUUUUUACAAAUAUCUGUACACCCAAGCCAUCGAGAUGUGACCCGUUUUUUAUGGCUAAAAGACAUUAACCUUCCCCCCUCUCCUUCCAAUAUUAAAAUCUUUCGGUUUGCCCGAGUGGCAUUUGGAUUAGCCCCUUCACCCUUUUUAUUGGCUGCAACUAUUCGUUCUCAUUUAUCCAAAUAUUCUUGCCCCUUAUCCAAAGAAGUUGAGAAUAAUAUUUAUGUGGACAACAUUUUAAUCAGUGCCCAAACAACAACAGAAGGAAACGAGAAGUGUAAGUCUAUUUCCCAAAUAUUUAAAGAAGCAAAUAUGAAAGUACGGGAAUUCGCCUCUAAUUCUUUAAAAGCCAUUGAAAUUGUACCAAAGGAAGACCAACUGCCCGGACAUUCCCACAAAUUCCUAGGUAUCGGUUGGAAUACCUUAAAGGACCUUUUGAGUAUAAAGAUACUUCGUCCAUCUUUUAAAUCCCCACCUUCUAAACGGUCGAUCCUAGCUUUCACCGCCUCACAUUACGACCCUCUGGGGUUGAUCUCCCCUAUUAUAUUACCCUUAAAAAUUUUCCUUCAAUCUCUUUGGAAAGAAAAGCUAAAGUGGGAUGAGAAAUUGAGCCCCGAGGCAGUAAAAGAUUGGAAUAAAUUACAAAAUAAUUGGAAAGAAGAGGUGAUUACCGUACCCCGGCGUUGCUUUUCCUCUGACACUCCCGGCCAGACCCACGAAUUACACUGUUUUACCGAUGCCUCUUCUUUAGCCAUGUGCGCUACGGUAUAUCUCAAAACUUCCAGUCCCAAUUCAUCCCGCUCCGAGGUUUCCCUUCUGUUUAGCAAAACCAAAGUCAAACCCAUUCCCAAAAAAGGCACUAAUCUCACAAUCCCACGCCUCGAACUCAUUUCUGUCCAGAUGGGUUCUAAAGCCCUUAAAUUCGUAUUAAAUCACCUCAAUAAUAUAACGAUACACCCAACCUUGAAUCUAUGGACUGACUCCUCUACCGUACUCUCUUGGCUAAAUUCAACAACACCAAUACCGUAA
Messenger RNA from Meloidogyne enterolobii, 2424 nucleotides. Lineage: Eukaryota; Metazoa; Nematoda; Chromadorea; Rhabditida; Meloidogynidae. The record is from the annotation of a GenBank genome assembly.